This is a messenger RNA of Dermochelys coriacea (leatherback sea turtle), 4130 nucleotides long. RefSeq names its product ALG2 alpha-1,3/1,6-mannosyltransferase (gene ALG2). The transcript has 2 exons. NCBI's taxonomy places the organism in Eukaryota, Metazoa, Chordata, Testudines, Dermochelyidae. Gene Ontology annotation, molecular function: alpha-1,3-mannosyltransferase activity; GDP-Man:Man(1)GlcNAc(2)-PP-Dol alpha-1,3-mannosyltransferase activity. Bases 1 to 1245 code for a protein of 414 amino acids. The record is from RefSeq and is a predicted model, not a curated record.
AUGGCAGGGGGGCCGGGCUCGGGCUCGGGCUCGGGCCCAGGCCCGUCCGUGCUGUUCCUGCACCCGGACCUGGGCCUGGGCGGCGCCGAGCGGCUGGUGGUGGACGGGGCGCUGGCGCUGCGGGCGCGCGGCUGCCGCGUGCAGAUCUGGACGGCGCACUACGACCCCGCGCGCUGCUUCUCGGAGACGCGCGGCCUUGCGGUGCGGAGCGUGGGGGAUUGGCUGCCCCGCAGCCUCUUCGGGCGGGGCCACGCGCUCUGCGCCGCGCUGCGCAUGGCCUACGUGGCGCUCUACGUGCUGCUGCUGAGCGGCGAGGAGAUGGACGUGUUCGUGUGCGACCAGGUGUCUGCUUGUAUCCCAAUUCUCAGACUGGCCAGAACUCCGAAGAAGGUUUUGUUUUACUGUCACUUUCCUGAUCAGCUUCUGACCAAGAGAGAAUCUUUCCUUAAACGCAUCUAUAGAGCUCCACUUGACUGGUUGGAAGAGUAUACUACUGGCAUGGCAGAUUGCAUUGUUGUCAACAGCAAUUUUACAGCAAAGGUCUUCAAGAAUACAUUUAAAUCCUUAAACCAGAUUAAACCGGACGUCCUAUACCCUUCGUUGAAUGUCAGUACCUUUGAAACGAUUGUUCCUGCAGAUAUAGCUAGUAUAAUUCCCCAGGGGAAAAAAUAUUUGUUUCUUUCAAUCAAUAGAUUUGAAAGGAAAAAAAACCUAGCAUUAGCUCUGGAAGCAUUACAUGAUCUUCGUGGAAGGCUCGAUGCUCAAGAGUGGAAUGAAGUUCAUCUAGUUUUGGCUGGUGGUUAUGAUGAAAGGGUUUUGGAAAACGUGGAACAUUAUGAAGAGCUGAAGACUAUUGCGAACAAGCUUAAUGUUAGCGAGCAGGUCACUUUUGUGAGGUCUUUUUCAGAUGAACAAAAAAUCUCUCUUUUCAGUAACUCUGUGUGUGUGCUUUAUACGCCAAGCAAUGAACACUUUGGCAUAGUUCCUUUGGAGGCUAUGUAUAUGAGAUGUCCAGUUAUAGCAGUUAAUUCAGGUGGUCCUUUAGAAUCUGUUAUAAAUAAUUUUACUGGAUUUUUGUGUGAUCCUCUUCCAACACAAUUUUCUGAGGCCAUGGAAAAAUUUGUGAGAGACCCUGCCUUAAAGAAUACAAUAGGAGCAGCUGGAAGAGCAAGAGUUACAGAAAAAUUUUCUUCAGACGCUUUUACAGAACAGCUGUACCAAUACAUAUGUAGAUUAACACAAUAACAGUACUUAACACUCUGUAGUGUAAUUUACUGCUUUGUCAUGUUUGAUUUGUACAUGAGACAGUUGAUUAAACUAACAUCUAGGCUAGUGCAAGGAUGCUGAAAUAUUUAGAAAAUUUGAGUUAAUCUUUAAACUACACUUUUGAUAGUCUGUUUCAUGCCGGUUGGCACAAAAUAACAAGAUUUAGUUGAGGUGGACUUGUUUACCACUGACUACGUUGAAUUUUUGCUGCAUAUCAUGUACUGGAAGAUACUUUAAUAAAUUUAUUAGACUUCCUAGUUUAAACUGGGAAGAGUUAAAAUUAUGGCAAGUCUUCAGGUUGUAUAAGAUUAACUUUUUUAUUUAAACUUUCUUCUCUACACUUCCUAUGAAUUAACUUUACAGUGCAAUUCUUCUGUUGUAAUAGUAUGCACCAUAAUUUUCCACUUGAAUGAAUUUCUACUGAAAGGCUCUGCCAAUUCUGGUGUGGAUGUGGUCAUUGAAAAUACAGUGAGCUAUACAUAUGCAAUAAAGUCCCAAGGUUUUUUGUUGUUGUUGUUUUUUUUUUUUUUUUUUAAAUGCCAGCCUGUAGUCUGGUGAUCUUGGACAGUCUUAAACUGUCUAUUUGUCUGUGAACUCCUGUCCUUAAACUGUAUCACCUAAUCAUCUCUGAUCCCAGUAACUAGCUGUUGUUCUUGGAGCAGUAGCAGAGGGCAGAGAGAAAAGGAUGAAAACAAGGAUGUCAAAAUCCCUCAGACAAAAAAUGGGGUCAGGAUUUAACCCCAUUUUCCCCUCAAAAGUCACUGAAAUCUUCUUGAAUAUCAGCUGUUAUACUAAAUGUCUACAUCUACUGAAUUAAAGUGCUACAUUUCAUUUUAUCUAUUAGAAGCGUGUCUUAAUACAGCUUUCCUUUGUGGAUUUUCUGAUCCCCACAUAACCAGAUAGAUAUGUAGAAAAAGCCUUGACGUUUUUUCCAUUUCCUUUCAAGAUGUAUCCCAUAGUCUUGGGUUGUGCAAAAAUGGUAAUUUGAAUGAAUAUUUCCCACAAUCAAAAUGUCAAAUUGAGUUUUUAAAAGAGACGGUAGUAUGUCCAUCCCUGCAUAAAAGUUAUGUCUUUUAAAACUAAGAUGGUGGAUGAAGUCAUAGUGAGAAAAGUAUACAGUCCUCUGUUUUGGUUUUUAGAAAAAUCACACAGAGCAAAUAAAUGCAUGAAGUUAACUAACAGCCUUAGAUAUAGAUUCUGCAAGCUUCUCUGUUCAGGGAGACGUCACUGUGAAACAGGUCUUAGAUAUGUUUUGAUACAUUGUACACUAUAAGAACCACUAUAUAUCAGAACAUCACUUGAAAAGAUUCUAAGGGACUGCAUUUUGUGGCUUGCUAGAAAUUUGCUUCUAAGUUUAUAUUUUUUGCACUGUAUACAAGUUAGUUAUAUUUUGGUCUGAAAUCCUAUUGAGGGGGGCAAAUAUUAACUCAUUAAUUUGAGGAUAAGGAAUAUCAGAUUUUAUAAAUACCUCAACUCAUUUUACUGAUCUUUGCAGGCCCAAUUCACUUUAUUUAACUUCAUCUGGUAUAGUUUUUCAUCUACAACAAGGGUUCUCAAACUGGGGUUCGGAACCCCUCAGGGGGUCACAAGCUGUCAGCCUCCACCCCAAACCCCACUUUGGCUCCAGCAUUUAUAAUAGUGUUUAAAUAUAUAAAAACGGGUUUAAUUUAUAACAAGAGUUGCACUCAAAGCCUUGCUAUGUGAAAGGGGUCACCAGUAGAAAAGUUUGAGAACCACUGAUCUACAAUAUACUAUUUGUACGUGAUGGAAUAAAAUUGAACUUAAUUUUGUAAAUGGAUAUGUAACUUGCAUAAUUCUCUGAGGUUUAGGUUCUGUACUUACUCUGUAUGGGCUCUCUGUGUACCACACUGUGUGUACGCUUUUGGGAUAGUUAACCUUUAUUCCAAGGUGUCUCUAGAAGUCAUCAGAAUUUUAGAAUUGAAUUGCUGUUUGAAUUAUGCAGAGAUUUUAACCUUUCCAUUGUUAAGACUGCAGCCUAAAUCCUACUGUAACAAGUUUUUGUUUUACCCUUCCUCACCUUUUAAGUAAAUAAAAUCCACUGGAGGCUGCAUGCUGCAGUAGCUAGGGCACUGGAAUGGGAGUCAGACAACUUGGAUUCUAGUCCCCACUCUGCCACUGAUAUGUGAAGUUCUAGUAAGCCCCCACCAUGCAGCCAGAAGUCUGCUGUCCCUUAAGCCUCAGCCUUCCUUCUUCACCUCUUUUCCUUUCACUGACUCUUUAAGCUGACAAAGUUAAAACAUGUAAAGUUUUUAGAAGGGAAAAAUUCAUCCCUUUAAAGUAAAUGAAAAAGUGAAAAGGACUUGUAAGAGGAAGAAGGGGAAGCUGGUCUCUAAUGUUCUGCUAAGCAGGCACCUUUUUCAAUGAACUGAGACCUUCGGAGGCAGUUGUUAUGGAUGGGUGAGAGGUGAAGAGGAGGAGAGAUUUUGGGGUGGUUGGUGCCUAUUUCUACACAGAUCCAAGCCCCCUGCUGCAUAAUUUAGGUCUAAUGAAUCUUACAGGGCCUUGACAACAAACAACAUUGAGUGUUAAGUAUACCAAUAUCUACUAGAUAGCAUUCAUGGAUGGCAGCUUCAACUUUAAAAUGAUCAGCAUUUUAUUGAACUCACUAAUACAAGUCAUGCAAACUCGUCAGUGGUGUGUAUAUAUACUUAGUUGAAAUUGCUUGCUGGACUUUGCACCAACCGUGGUGCGAUGUUGCAUCGGAUUGUCACUGACAGUUGCAGUAAUGCUGGGGUGAUGUAUUGCAUUGUGUUUAAACUGUUUUCUUUCUGUGACAAUUGCAAAGGCACCAGGGAACAGUUAAUGUAAUGAGAAUAUAAUUACAAAGCCCCCUUGUACCUUAA